AACAAGGUCUUCACUUCUACUCCGAACCAUUGACUCGCACACAGCACUAAAACUGUGCUAAAUUCGCUGGUUUUCUUCUGUCUGUGUUGUGAUAUUGCGGAACUGAUUCCUUUGAUAGCUUAGCUAAAGGAGGGCAGAAGCAAAAUAGAAAAAAAUGAAAAAAAAUUGAGGAAAAAGUAAGAACAGCAGGAAAUGGAAAUUGUCGCCGUACCCGUCACUGAAGCCGUUGUAUCAAAAGUUACGGAGAAUUUGGUUGAUUCAGUUUGGCGUCAAAUUGCAUAUGUAUGGAACCACAAAAGCAAUAUCAAAGACCUUAAAUAUGCAGUGGACCAACUGAAAGAUGAAAAAACAGCUAUGGAGCAUCGGGUGGAGGCUGCUAGAAGAAAUGGUGAAGAAAUUGAAGAAAGCGUAAAAAAUUGGCAGACAAUAGUGGAAGAGACAAUUAAAGUGGCACAGAAGAUUCUUGAUGACAAUGAGAAAGCCAAUAUGACUUGCUGCUUCAUCGGAUGCUUUUCGAAUUUGAAGAGGCGCCACCAGUUCAGUAGAAAAGCAAAGAAGGAGAUUGUGGAAAUUGAUAAAGUCCGACAAGGUGGAAAGUUUGAAAUUAUUUCCUACCUUAGACCUUUGCCAGGGAUAAGGUCUGACAAAGAUUACAAGGCAUUUGAAUCCAGAAGGGUAGUUUUGGAGGAAAUCAUGGAGGCUAUCAAGGGUACUGAUGUCAGUCUGAUUGGAGUAUAUGGCAUGAGUGGUGUGGGUAAGACCACACUAGCGAAAAAGGUUGCGGAGCAAGUUAAGGAAGAUGGGAAUAUCAAGGUGGUGGCUUUUGCAGAAGUAACCAAGAAUGUGGAUGUCAGAAGAAUUCAAAGAGAUAUUGCGGAGUGGUUAGGUCUCCAAUUUGAUGUGGAGUCAAUUGGAGUAAGGGCAGCUCGAUUAUGUGAGAGACUUAAACAAGAGGAGAAGUUUCUUAUAAUUCUAGAUGAUAUUUGGGAAAAACUCAAACUGGAGGAUAUAGGAAUUCCUUUUGGCAACGAUCAUAAAGGAGGCAAGAUACUUAUGACAUCCUGCAGUUUAAAAGUAUUGAAACCAAUGGAUGUACAAAGACAUUUUCAGCUUUUAGAAUUACAGCUUGAAGAGGCAUGGCAUCUGUUUGAGGAGAAGGCUGGUGAUGUCGAAGAUCCUGAUUUAAAACCCAUGGCUACUCAAGUAGCAAAUAGAUGUGCGGGUUUACCCAUUCUUAUUAUGGCAGUCGCAAAGGCAUUAAAAGGCAAAGGGUUGCAUGCAUGGAGUGAUGCCUUGUUAAGGUUGAAAAGAUCUGAUAAUGAUGAGUUUGAACCUCGAGUUAACUCAGGCCUAGAGAUUUGCUAUAACGAGUUGAAAAAAGAUGAAGAAAAGUCCUUGUUCCGACUUUGUGGACAACUUGCUCCUCAAUCUAUAUUAAUCAGAGACUUGUUGAAGUAUUGUAUGGGGUUGGGCUUAUUUAAUCAAAUCAAUACUGUGAAACAAUCAAGAGAUCGAUUACUUACACUACUCCACAGCCUCAAAAGUUCUUGUUUGCUACUGGAAGGAGAGGAUGACCACCAUGUCAGAAUGCAUGAUGUUAUUCACAGGUUUGCAUUGUCAGUUGCAUCCAAAGAUCAUAAUGUCUUCAAUAUAGCAUAUCACAGUGUGUUGGAAGAAUGGCCGGAGGAGGUCAUAUUCCGACAGUUCACUGCAGUUUCUUUGACGAUUGCAAAAAUCCCUGAGCUUCCUCAAGAACUUGAUUGCCCAAAUCUCCAGUCAUUUAUAUUGCGCAGUAAGGAUCCCUCACUAAAAAUCCCAGAUAGUCUUUUCAAUAAAAUGAAAAAACUGAAGGUUUUGGAUUUAUCUUUUAUGCAUUUGUCGCCAAUGCCUCUAUCAAUUAAGUCUCUAGAAAACCUUCAAACCUUGUGUCUGGAUCACUGUGUUUGUGAAGAUAUUGCUGUAAUUGGGGAGCUACAGAAGUUGCAAGUUCUCAGCUUAAUUAACUCUUCUAAUGAUCAACUACCAACAGAAGUAGGGAAAUUGACUCGUUUGCGACUGCUGGACUUGAGCAGAUGUCAAAGACUUGAAGUGAUUCCUGUAGGUGUCUUAUCAUGCUUGACCCAGUUAGAGGACUUGUAUAUGGGGGACAGUUUGGUGAAGUGGGAAAAUGAAGAGCGUGGUGGUCAAAGGAGCAAUGCUAGCCUAGAUGAAUUGAAGCUUCUAAAAAAACUUGUCACUCUUGAAUUGCAUAUCAUUGACGCAGAAAAGCUUCCCGAAAAUCUGUUCUCUGAAAAGCUGGAAAGAUUUAGAAUAUUCAUUGGAGAAGAUUGGGACUGGUCCGGUAAAUAUGUAAUGUCAAGAACGUUGAAACUCAAGGUCAAUAGAAGCACUGAACUGGAGAGAGUUAAAGUCUUGCUGAAGAGAAGUGAAGAUUUAUAUCUGGAGGACUUAAAGGGUGUUAAAAAUGUGCUCUAUGAAUUAGAUUGGCAAGGUUUUCCUCAGUUGAAACAUCUCCAUCUCCAAAAUAGUCAAGAGAUUCAAUGUAUUGUAGAUUGUUUGAGGAUGGGCAAUUUCAUUGCUUUCCCUAGGUUGGAUUCCUUACUUCUGGAUAAUUUGAGUAACUUGGAGAAAAUCUGUUACAACCAACUUAGGGAAGGGUCUUUUAGCAAAUUAAGAAAGCUAAAUGUGAGAAAUUGUAAUGCAUUAAAGAAUCUCUUUUCAUUCUCAAUGUUUAGAAGCCUUGCACAUUUAGAUGAAAUUGACGUAAACAGCUGCAGAAUUAUGGAAGGGAUUGUUGCUGAAGGUGAGGGUGACAAAGAUGAAGUACUUGAGUGUAUGAAAUUGCGCUCCUUGACUCUAGAACAUCUGCCUGGAUUUUCAAGCUUUUGCUCGCAAGUGAAGGUGGAGGAACAAGCAACAGCUACUGCAGGCUGUAGUCAAGUUACAAUUGAAAACCAUUCUGAAACACUCGGGUUACUUUUCAGCAAAAAGACUCAGUUUCCUGGUUUGACGGAUCUGAAAUUAUCCUCAAUUAGCAUUGAAAAGAUAUGGUCCACUCGACUCAUGGAGACAUCUGCAAGCAUUCAAAACUUAACAAGCUUGAUUGUGGAUGACUGUGGGAACUUGAGCUAUUUAUUUACAAACUUUAUGGUUAAGAAUUUUACCCACCUCAAGAAGCUUGAGAUAAGCAAUUGCAAUUUCAUGGAAGAGGUAAUAGUUGCACAAGAACUGGAAGAUGGGAUGGAGAGCAAGAUUUUCCCCAAACUAGACUUUUUAAAACUCAAAUGUCUUCCGAUGUUCAUUAGAUUUUGCACUAGCAAUCUACUUGAAUGUCCCUCUCUGAAAGUGCUGUGGAUUGAGAGUUGCCCUCUGUUGCAGACAUUUAUCUCUCCUCCUAUGAGUAACAAUGGUGCUGGACAAGGGCGUGCAGCUCUCUUUGAUGAAAAGGUUUCAUUUCCUGACUUGGAGGAAUUGCAUAUUAUUUAUAUGCAUAAGUUGAAGAUGAUUUGGUUUGAUAAACUGCAAGCAGAUUCCUUUGGCAAAUUAAAAGUAUUGAAGGUGAAAUACGGGAAUGAAUUAUUGAAAAUAUUUCCAUCUGAAAUGUGGAGAAGAUUUCAUGCUGUAGAAGAACUGGAGAUAUUGAAUUGUGUUUUACUGGAAGAGGUAUUUAAUCUCCAAGCAAUAGUGGGAGUGCAAGAAACAAGGCAUGUUGCAGCAGCUAGUCAACUGAGAAGUUUGUUUAUACACAACCUCCCAAACUUGACGAACGUGUGGAAUGGGGAUCCUGAUGGAAUUCUCACAUUUCAUAACCUACGAUUUGUCAAGGUUUGGCAAUGUCCAAGUUUGAAAAGCCUGUUUCCGUUUUCAAUUGCUGAAGGUCUUAAACAACUUGAAUCCCUUCAUUUAAGUAGGUGUGGGGUGCAGGAAGUCGUUGCAAGGAAGGAAGGAGGAAAGGGAAUUCCUAAAUUUGUGUUUCCUAGACUAAAGAUCUUAGUCCUUUAUAUAUUAGAAGAGCUAAAGUGUUUUUACGCGUCAGAACACACUAUCGCAUGUCGACUGCUAAAAAAGUUGACUAUUUUUAAAUGUGAGAAAUUGGGAAUAUUCACAUCAGGAGCUGAAGCCAAGGAGCAGCAAGAGAACCCACAAAAUAUGCAAGUUGUGAAGCCACUUUUUCCAUUUAGAAAGAUUAUUCAUAACUUGGAGGAAUUAGCUCUAGACUACAAAGAUAUUAUGAUGAUACAGCAUGGCCAAUUUCCAGUAGAGCUCUUUCACAAACUUAAAGUUCUUAAUCUCCAACAUUUUGGUGAUGAUUCAACGAUUUUUCCAUUUGAUCUUCUCCAGAAAUUCAAGAAUUUGAGGAGACUUGUUUUAACGUCUUGUUAUUUCGAAGUGUUACUUCCAAAUGGAAUCAAUGUUGGUGAGAAUGCAAGGAUUCUCUCACAGAUACAAGGCUUGAUACUGAAUACCCUUCCUAAUUUAAGGUAUCUAUGGAACCCAGGUUGCCAACUUUCUGAAGUUCUUCAAAAUCUUAAAACUCUGACAACAAGGUGGUGUGACAGUUUGAUUAAUUUGGCACCAUCCUCCGCAUCUUUUCAUAAUGUUACCACUUUGGAAGUGUGGAGGUGUAACGGAUUGGUGAAGUUAGUAUCAUCCUCUACUGCCAAAAGUAUGGUUAACCUCACCAAAAUGAGUGUGAGGGAAUGCAAUGCGGUGACAGAAAUUGUAGCAAGUGAGGGAGAUGACUUACAAUUCCAAACUGAGAUCGUUUUCAAUAAAUUGGCAACUUUGACGCUUCAUUGUUUGAGAAGCCUCGCCAGCUUUCUCUCGUCAGAAAGUUACAUUAUUAAAUUUCCAUCUUUGGAAGAAGUAAGUGUGUCAGUGUGCCCCAAGAUGAAGAUUUUUUCCCAGGGAGGCCUCAGUGCUCCAAAGCUAAAGAGAGUAUAUCUGACACAAGAAAGAGAUGAAUGGCGUUGGAUUGGGGACCUUAAUACCACCAUAAAGCAAUUGCAUACCGGAAUGAUUGGAUUCAGGGGACUCCAGUAUUUGGAACUCUCUAAAUUUCCAGAGCUAAAAGAGGUAUGGCAUGGCCAACUUCCUGUCAAUUUCUUCUUCAGUUUAAGCACGCUGGUGGUAGACGAGUGUGAAUUUUCUUCUAGUUCUGUGCCAUCCGAUCUGCUACCUUGUUUGAAUAACCUGGAAAAGCUUGAGGUCAAAAACUGCAGUAAAGUGGAACAAGUAUUUGGUCUAGCACGGCCAAAUGCUAGUGGAGUUGCUGGGUAUCUAUCCAAGUUAAAUAAGUUGCAGUUAACUGAUCUACCAAGAUUGAGGCUUGUCUGGAAUGAGGUUCCUAAAGGGAGUUUCGACUUCAAAAAUCUGAAAAUACUGAAAGUCCACAGUUGCAGUAAGUUGAGAUAUGUAUUUACGCCUAGCAUGUGCUUGGGCCUUGUGCAACUCCAAGAGCUAGAAGUGAAAAGUUGUGAUGUGAUGGCAGAAAUUAUCAAUGAGGGCUUAGCAAUGGAAGAAACUAAUAAAGAGGUCCUAUUUCCUCUAUUAAACUCCAUUAUUCUGGAGUCUUUGCCCAGAUUAAUUAAUUUUAGUUCAGGAAGUAGUGUCGUGCAAUGUCCAUCUUUGAAAGAGAUAAGAAUAGUUGACUGCCCAACCACAUUUACUUGUACAUUUUUGGGGGAAGCAGAAGCAAAUGCAACACAUGGAAUCAUUGAGCCAAAGGUUUGUUCCCCUAACUUGAAGGACCUGAAGCUCUCUUCGGUUGACGUAGAGAAGCUAUGGCAUUCCCGACAGAUGGAAAUGUCUUCUUCGUUCCGAAAUCUAAUUAGUUUAACUGUGGAUUGCUGUGGCAAUUUAAAAUAUUUAUUGUCAUCAUCAUUGGUUAAAAGUGUUGUGCAUCUCAGAAGACUUGAGAUUAGUGAUUGCAAGAUGAUUAAACAAAUAAUGGUGAUGGAUGGACUCAAAGAAGAAACGAAGAAUAGGAUUCUACUUCCUCAACUACACUUCCUGAAGCUAAAAGAUCUUCCAGAACUGACACAAUUCUGCACAAGUGAUUUAAUUGAAUGCCCUGUUUUGAAAGAGCUAUGGAUACAAAACUGCCCUCAAAUGCUGAAUUUUGUCUCCUCUUCCGCAAGUGCAAACAUUUAUGAUACCAGUGAACUUGAGAUAAACUCUGCUCUCUUUGAUGAAAAGGUAGUGUUUCCCAAUUUGGAGGAACUGCAAAUUUUAAAUAUGGAUAAUUUGAAGAUGAUAUGGAGCAGUCAACUGCAAUCAGAUUCUUUUGGCAAAGUAAAAGUACUGAAGAUGGAGCAAAGUGAAAAAUUAUUGAAAAUUUAUCCCUCUGGUAUGUUGAGAAGUCUUCGAAAUCUUGAAGAUUUGAUCAUAAAGAAAUGCAGUACACUAGAAGUGGUAUUUGAUCUCAAAGAGGUAACAAACAUAAAAGAAAAAGUGGCAAGUCAAUUAAGAAAGUUGGUUAUGGAAGACCUCCCAAAUUUGAAUCAUGUGUGGAAUGAGGAUCGUUUAGGACUUGUUUCGUUUGAUAAGCUAAGCUCAGUGUACGUUAGUCAGUGCGACAGUUUGAUUACUUUAGCACCUUCCUCUGCUUGUUUUCAAAGUCUAACGACAUUGGAUUUAGUGAAAUGCAAUAAAUUAGAAAGCUUAGUGGCAUCUUCAACAGCCAAAAGUCUAAUCCAACUCACAGAAAUGAGUAUAAAAGAAUGCGAUGGGAUGAAGGAAAUACUAACAAACGAGGGAGAUGAACCAAACGAGGAGAUCAUCUUCAGCAGAUUACGAAGUUUGAAACUUCAGUGUUUGCCAAGCCUCCUUAGCUUUUGUUCAUCGGUGCACUGCUUCAAGUUCCCAUUUCUGACACAAGUAAUUGUGAGACAAUGCCCCAAGAUGCAGGUUUUCUCAAGGGGAUCUGUAAUCACACCAAAGCUGCAAAGUGUACAACAACUGACAGAAGAUAAGACAGACAAAGAGCGUUGGAGUGGAAAUCUUAAUGCCACCAUACAACAGCUGUUUAUAGACAUGGUUGAUGAUGAAGUGGAAAGGAGGUAGAGGGGGGAAUGUACCACAUAUUGUACGCAUUGCAAAGAGAGUGUGCUUGAUUGACAAGGCUACCACUUGGUGAUACCAAGUUUGAAAUAAAAAAAUCUGAAGAAAAGAAGUCACAUCUUUUUAUUUGUACAGCAGUACAGAGGCUGCUGUUAUAUAGACAGCUUUUUACAAAAAGAAACUAACAAAAUAAGAACCUAAAUUAAUGGCCAAUUACAUACAAUAUAGAGAGACUUUCUAUAAA
Ricinus communis (castor bean) is the source of this 7306-nucleotide messenger RNA. RefSeq lists its product as uncharacterized. Lineage: Eukaryota; Viridiplantae; Streptophyta; Magnoliopsida; Malpighiales; Euphorbiaceae. The coding region runs from base 193 to 7065 and encodes 2290 amino acids. The transcript is spliced from 9 exons. The record is from RefSeq and is a predicted model, not a curated record. Gene Ontology annotation, molecular function: ADP binding; ATP hydrolysis activity.